Messenger RNA from Carassius gibelio (silver crucian carp), 2935 nucleotides. RefSeq names its product zinc finger protein ZIC 5-like. The transcript is spliced from 2 exons. The coding region runs from base 387 to 1889 and encodes 500 amino acids. Gene Ontology annotation, molecular function: RNA polymerase II cis-regulatory region sequence-specific DNA binding; DNA-binding transcription factor activity, RNA polymerase II-specific. Lineage: Eukaryota; Metazoa; Chordata; Actinopteri; Cypriniformes; Cyprinidae. The record is from RefSeq and is a predicted model, not a curated record. Gene Ontology annotation, cellular component: nucleus. Gene Ontology annotation, biological process: regulation of transcription by RNA polymerase II; central nervous system development.
AUGUGUGUGUGUUUCCGUAACCAUAUUUGCCUGUAACUUUGUGAGCACAACUUUCUGGAGUGAACAGUGAUGAGGAGAGUGAGGGGGCGGAACCCCGCUGAGCCUCUGCGCUGAAAGACAGCCAAUCGCUUCGUUCCCUUAACUGCCAGUCACCGAAAUCUGUCCAAUACCCGCAGUGCCAUUUCUAAACUCUAUUCCCCACUGUGUCCUCCAACUGUUGUAUGUUCUGCCAAUCGCUUGAGGACAGAGUCGGAAAAGGAGCAAGCAGAGUUAGAGGCAGGACAAAGGAAGUUCUAUAGACGGCCAUAUACAUAUAUUUUAAUGGUUUCAGAAGGCCCGUAGUUGGCGAAAACAAUAGUGGUGAGCGUGGACAUGACAUCGUAGUGAUGGAGCCCCCUUUAAGCAAGAGGAAUUCGGCGAUAAGAUUAGCGGAUUUGGCAUCGACUCAAGCCCUUCCUCAUCAGAAUAUGACAGGCUUCCCGGGGAUAGGGGGGCAUCACCCGCACUCCCACCAUGCCCACCUCCACCCUGGGGAGAUGGGCAACGACCCCGGAGUGGCUCUCACUCCAUUUGGACCAGAGCACAUGGCACAGACCAAUGCUCUCAAACUUAGUCCCUCUCAGCCUUUACAAAGCCAUCUCGAAGCCCAGACCGCGGCAUCUUUCACCUCUUCUCAGACCACAGUUGGUUUCCCCGUGGCUCACCCCCACACAGGCUACACCACCAACAGGGACUUCAUCCUCAGGAGAGAGCUUUCAGCCUCUACUAUGCAUGCACUUGGCGACCAGCAUAGUUCCGCCUCCUCCCCUCAUCACCAUGGCAUGUUCAUUUCCCCAACAGGUGCUUAUGGGCACGCGGAAGGUGGUGCCCAUCCACUUUUCUCUGGACUGCACGAGCAAGCGGCCCCAGGUGCCCACCACCACCACCACCAUCACCAUGCCCUUAACGGGCAGAUGCGUCUGGGUCUACCGGGGGACAUCUACGGCAGGCCAGAUCACUUCGGCCACAGGCCUGAACACUAUGGAUCUUCUUCUCUGCAAAGCUACAACUCCAUGAACUUAAAUGUGAACCUUGCCACGGCUCCUCACGGAGCCACAGGGGCGUUUUUGCGAUACAUGCGGCAGCCCAUCAAGCAAGAGCUCAUCUGCAAGUGGAUUGACCAGGAGCAGACGUCCAAGAAGCCCUGCUCCAAAACUUUCAGCACCAUGCACGAGCUCGUCAACCAUGUCACGGUGGAGCAUGUCGGGGGACCGGAGCAGAGCAGUCACGUCUGCUUCUGGGAAGAGUGUCCACGAGAGGGAAAGGCUUUUAAAGCCAAGUACAAACUAAUCAAUCACAUCCGCGUGCACACGGGCGAGAAGCCGUUCCCGUGCCCCUUUCCCGGUUGUGGCAAAGUAUUCGCGCGUUCGGAAAAUCUCAAGAUUCACAAGAGGACGCACACAGGUGAGAAGCCGUUCAAAUGUGAGUUUGAUGGUUGUGACAGGAAAUUCGCCAACAGCAGUGACAGGAAGAAGCACUCUCACGUCCACACUAGCGAUAAACCUUACUUCUGUAAAGUGAGGGGUUGUGACAAGUCGUACACACACCCGAGUUCCCUGCGCAAACACAUGAAGGUUCACUGCAAGUCUCCUCCGCCCCCUUCCGCCAACACGGGCUCCUCUUACCACCCCUCGUCCACGACGAUCGGUGAUGCCCUCUCACCAAACCUGGAGCCCCACAGGAACCGUUCAUCGAACCUUUCGCCUCAGGUGACCAACCUAAACGAAUGGUACGUGUGCCAAGGGAGUGCUGGACCAAACAAUCUUCACACCCCUUCCAGCGAUGUGCCAACGUCAGAAUCCGAUGACGAGGACACUUUCAGACACACAGAUCCCAGAUUAAUGCUCUGAUGUGAACAGGAAGGAAUAUAUUCAUUAUAAAUGUUGAAAAAUGGUGCACAAAUUCAAGAGUUGCAAUUCGAAGAAGUGGAACACUAUGGAUGUCAGUGGGUGAAAGAGAUUGUUCCCCCCAGUUUGCCCUUAAAACAUGCUCAGAGCAUUGAUGCAAUUUAUAAUAAAUCCCCUUCAGUAACUUUCAGCAUGAAAUAUCAGACAUGGAAAAAUCGAUUUAUACCUUUUUUUUUUUUUACCUGAUCAAUCAAAUCAAAUAACAAACAACUCGAACUCAAAAGAUUUAUCAAUUGUUUUAGCCUUUAUAUAUAUAUAUAUAUAUAUAUAUAUAUAUAUAUAUAUAUAUAUAUAUAUAUAUAUUACACCCCUUUGUUGCACAGAAAUCCUUCAUAGAGAAUCGUUUUACACUUUGACAAUAAUUUUAAGUUUUUACUUGUAUAUUGUCAGUGUCAAAAAAAAUGAAUGGGUGGAGUCUUUGUUAAAGUUUAUACAAUAACUGUGGUAAGCACGGUUUUUGUGAUAUUUAAAAUAUUUAAAUGCCUAUAUUUUAUGCAAAAUCAAUGCUAUUCUGAUUAAAGAGUACGAAAUAUGUCCCUUGAGACACUAAAUAAUGUGUCAUUGACAGGCCUAUCCCAUGAUUGAUUUGUAAAUAGUAUAUGGUAUUGAUGCUUGUGAAUGUUUUCGUAGGUUGAACAAGUUUUGUACAUUGUAAUUUAUUUGCUCGUAUUAAUGUUGGUCUGGAAGUACAGAUACACCAAAGAAUAAUAUAAUGUUGGUGAAAAGAAGUUAUGCUUUUUAUAGUGUCCUGUAAAAAGACUUACUUGAAUAGGCUGUAUAAUGUGAAGAAUCUUUCGCAUGGACCGUGUAGUAACUCCUUCUGUUGAGGUGCAUGAUGGUGUUGAUGGUUAAAAAAAAAAAAAAACAAUUAAAACCUAAGAAGGUCGUGAAGAAAUGUGAUGUUUGUGUAUAGAUAUAUGGAAAACUUGAAUAAAUGGCAGGACGUGUAAAUAUGGUGUUUUCAGUAAAAAGAAGCCAUUGUUUCAUUA